AUGGUAUUCAGGAUCCCGAUCUAUAAAGUUUUGGAAAGGAUUAAGAAUCAGUCAUACUACAAAGCACCGGAGAAGAUCCCUAGCGAGUUCAUGGUCAGGAGUACUAGGAAGCAUCUUGUCUAUCAUAAUGAGGAUGGGCACCCAACUUUGGGAUGCAGGGCUCUAAAGUCACACCUGAAGGAUCUAGUCAGACAGGGUCACCUGAGAGACCUAGUAGACAAGGCGAGGACAAGGGAAAAGCACGUAAGGCUGCCCCAAAUACCAACAACACCACCUCCACUACCACCACCGCAGCAAGUGGAGGGACCUCGAGUAAUCAAUAUGAUUCACUCGAAGGUCAAUAAAAAUGAAGUUCGAGGGGAGACCCAGAGAGUAAGGCACUUGCAGCAUGUAUAUCAGGUCCAGCAAAAGAAGCUCAGAACAAAUGAAUAUCAAGGACUGGUUAUUUCUUUCACUGAGGUCGACUUGGAUGCGGUGCAGCAUCCGUACAAUGAUGCCCUGGUAAUAACUCUGAAGAUUGGAGAUUGCCAAGUGAGACGCAUACUGAUUGAUCGGAGUAGCUCUUGUGACAUCAAAUAUGUCAGAUGUUACAAAGAGCUUGGCCUCCACCCGGAUGAUUUAGAGUAA
This is a messenger RNA of Camellia sinensis, 627 nucleotides long. RefSeq lists its product as uncharacterized. Lineage: Eukaryota; Viridiplantae; Streptophyta; Magnoliopsida; Ericales; Theaceae. The record is from RefSeq and is a predicted model, not a curated record.